Molecule: messenger RNA, 1851 nt
Organism: Radiomyces spectabilis
Lineage: Eukaryota; Fungi; Mucoromycota; Mucoromycetes; Mucorales; Radiomycetaceae
Product: nucleotide-diphospho-sugar transferase
Exons: 3
Coding region: 1-1851 (616 amino acids)
Biological process (GO): hyaluronan biosynthetic process; extracellular matrix assembly
Molecular function (GO): hyaluronan synthase activity
Source: RefSeq, a predicted model, not a curated record
AUGCAUCACGUCAAGCAGCAGUGUAAGAAGGCACUGCAGCAACAAGGAGAUCAGUUAUUGCUAGUAGGAUCAAGCACAACUGUCUACGGUGCAGCCGUUCGUACAUCGAAGGACGCCUUCAAUCCUGUCUUUUGGACACUUCCUAUAAAGAUCCUCUAUUCAGUCGCUGUCUCUGGUAUCUUUGUCAUACCGGCGAUCAUCGGUUACGCACUUCACCUACGUGUGGCAUCACAACAAAUAUGGGCGCUUGGGGCUUACGGCACCGUGGUGUUCAGCUUUAUCGCACUGCAACUGCUGUUUGCCACUCUCAACCGCAUCUCAAUCUUUUAUCGCAGCAAGAAGGCCCAGCGCAUCGUCGCACGACCACCGAUUCAAGAGAACAUGCCAGAACCCAAACCUCUCGAUGCUGACACCCGCUAUGCGACAAAGAUUGGUCUCGCCGUCGUCGGGUACCGUGAAGAGCCUACCUUGUUCGCCCACUGCUUGGAAUCCAUUCAAGGCCUGGAGUAUCCCGAAAACAUCAAGGUAGUUGUCGUGAUCGAUGGCGACGCUCCCCAAGACAGUGAAAUGGCUUCCAUCUUCCAGAAGGUUUUCCCCGACGCUCCGAUUGUUGUUUUGCCAUAUCUUCUUUCUGAUCUCUUGGAAUCCAACAAACACAAGACCACCAAUGACUUGGAAGGCCAACCAUCGCUUGCUGGAGUGUCCGACGAGAAGGCCGACAGCUUCUUCGCCGAUACAAACACUGUGUUGCCAAUCGAUACCCCCGUGUGUUAUUUGCAACCCCAUCGUGGUAAGCGUCAUGCCAUGUACACCGCUUUUCGCAUCUUGAUGGCCGCCGGCUGUGAAGCUGUGAUGUCUACAGACUCUGACACGAAAUUCGAACCGAACGCGCUUUUGGAGCUCGAGAAGGCCAUCCAUUACUUCCCCAAAAUCGGUGCCGCGGCUGGCGAUGUGCGUAUUUGGAAUGCUACUGAAAGCUUGCUGUCUUUCAUGUCGUCUUUACGUUAUUGGAUGGCAUUCAAUAUUGAACGUGCCGCUCAGAGCUUUAACCGUUGUGUCACUUGUGUCUCGGGGCCUAUGGGACUGUAUCGAUCCAGCGUUCUCCGUGAAGUACUUGACGAAUGGAUUACACAACGGUUCUUGGGCUUGGAAUGUACCUAUGGCGAUGACAGACAUCUUACGAACCGCGUCUUGAUGCGCGGUUAUCGCGUCGUUUUCACCCAUCUUGCUCGAUGUGAAACUGAGACGCCGACCGGUUUCUUGCGAUGGUUCAAACAACAAACACGUUGGUCCAAGAGCUUUUACCGCGAAUUGAUAUGGAAUGCACGCAGUCUGCAUAAGCACAGCCCAUGGAUGGCGGCUGAAUUGUUUUAUCAAGGCAUUUAUCCUUUUGUCUUGCUGUUCUCGAUUUUCUACAUCAUGUACGCUCACGCUCCCUUGGUUCUUUGUGUGUGGCUCCUGUCGCUCAUGAUUAUUGCGUCGAUCAAAGCGGUCUAUGCGCUCGUGGUAUCGCGAUCAGCGCGGUUCUUGGCCUUCCCGAUCUAUUCUUUGUAUUACUUGCUGGGUCUGGUGCCGGCCAAAGUCUGGGCUCUUAUUUCGUUGUGGGACGUCGGCUGGGGUACCAGCGCCCGUUCGGCGGCCGAACGCAAAUCGGAAAAUGUGCUGGUCAGCCAGAUCAAAGAAGGGCUUCCUGUCAUUAUCUGGUUUAUCGUCGUCUUAGCCGGCGUUGCUUUCAAUCUGAUCGUUUACUUCAUAUAUCCGGAACGUUUCGGCUAUCCUUCGCCAUUCAGUACAUCGGAUCCAACCAGCAUCGUGUUUUUCAAUAAUCCCGAGCAUAACAGUACUCAGUAA